Silurus meridionalis is the source of this 7883-nucleotide messenger RNA. It is a transcript of the gene sox6, whose product is annotated as SRY-box transcription factor 6. Gene Ontology annotation, biological process: regulation of transcription by RNA polymerase II; positive regulation of chondrocyte differentiation; cell fate commitment. The transcript has 18 exons. Gene Ontology annotation, molecular function: DNA-binding transcription factor activity, RNA polymerase II-specific; RNA polymerase II cis-regulatory region sequence-specific DNA binding. The record is from RefSeq and is a predicted model, not a curated record. Gene Ontology annotation, cellular component: nucleus. The coding region runs from base 633 to 2963 and encodes 776 amino acids. Lineage: Eukaryota; Metazoa; Chordata; Actinopteri; Siluriformes; Siluridae.
CUUUUGCCUUGCUCACAUCAAUGCCCCUGGCCACUCACUUUCUGAUGUUGCACGACGGGAAAUGCUUUGAAUGCUUGCGACAUGGCCGCGCACAUUGAUUGCCAAGAUUGACAGCAGCUCUCCGCCGUCUUGUUCUUGUUCUUCUUCUUCUCCUUCUUCCUCUUCUCGUCCUUCUUCCUCCUCUCCUGUCCUUGUUUUCUGUUCUGCACACCAGCGGGGACAAUCCGGUAGCAGAGCAGCUCGUCUCCUAGAAACAUUUUUUUUGACAGUUUUCAACAAAACUCGCUCUGCGCUCUGCUUUUUCCACUUUUGAAUUUUUUUUUCCGGCGAGACUGUUUUGUUUUGUUUUGUUUUUCUUUUGUUUUGUUUUUGUACCGAUUCGGGAUACGACGUAAAAGACAACGAGACUGAGGUUUGACUCCGCGUGCUUCCCAUCGAGAAUUGUCUGCGCGUGGCUCAGCGGAAACACCGUGCCGUCGCGCGCGCUGUGCACAACGUGCCGUUUCCUGUAGCCGGGGAUCUGGAGCGCGAAACAUUUGUCGCAUAUGGUGCCGGUCAUUUUCAUGAAUUCAAAAUUAACUAACAAGUGAUUUCUGGGAGCUGGGGAUAAAGUUGCACUGUUUACAACCCAAAUGCUGAACAUGGAGGGCUUUCUGCGUAGCAGCUUUUUACUGAGCAGAAUCAUGUCUUCCAAACAAGCCACCUCUCCGUUCGCCUCGGGUGCAGAUGUCAAUGAGGACGGACCGGGACAGGAGCGCCUGGUUUGGGAGAAGGAUGAAGGCAUGGAGCCUCUGGCAGCACCGCAGCUGCCCAUACACAACCUGCUGCACGGCAAGAUCCACAGCGAAGAACUGCCUCCUGUCAGCAGCAGCGUGCCGCCUGAAUCCGACUGGGACAGCCUGGUGUCGGCCCAGCAGCGCAUGGAGUCAGACAGCAAUAAAGUAUGUUCCCUGUACUCCUUCCGGAAUAACUCUACCUCUCCGCACAAGCCGGAGGAGGGGGCACGGGAGCGAGGUGACCUGCUGGGUGCGUCCGCCUUCGGAACGCCGGAACGCCGCAAAGGGAGCCUGGCCGACGUAGUGGACACAUUGAAGCAGAAGAAGCUGGAGGAGAUGACAAAGACAGAGCAAGAUGAAACGUCCUGCAUGGAAAAACUGCUUUCUAAAGAAUGGAAAGAGAAAAUGGAUAGACUGAACACGAGUGAGCUCUUGGGAGAGAUACAAGGUACUCCAGAAAGUCUGGCUGAGAAAGAGAGGCAGCUUUCGACGAUGAUCACGCAGCUGAUCAGCUUGAGAGAGCAGUUACUGGCUGCCCACGAUGAACAGAAGAAACUGGCUGCCUCGCAGAUGGAGAAGCAGCGGCAGCAAAUGGAGCUGGCUCGACAGCAGCAAGAACAAAUUGCCAGACAGCAGCAGCAACUUCUUCAGCAGCAGCACAAAAUCAAUCUCCUACAGCAGCAGAUUCAGGUCCAGGGUCACAUGCCUCCUCUCAUGAUCCCCAUUUUUCCACACGACCAGCGCACUCUGGCUGCCGCCGCCGCCGCCCAGCAGGGCUUCCUCUUCCCCCCAGGCAUGUCCUACAAGCCAGGUGAUAACUACCCGGUGCAGUUCAUUCCUUCCACAAUGGCAGCUGCCGCCGCGUCAGGACUCAAUCCUCUUCAGCUCCAGCAACUUUACGCCGCCCAGCUGGCCAGCAUGCAGCUCUCUCCAGGAGCCAAGAUGGCGCCUUUGCCCCAGCUGUCUAAUUCUGCAGGGCCACUCUCACCUGGGCCCAAGAGUGAGAAGAGGUCCUCCAGCCCACUGGGCCAAGUCAAGGAGGAGGGAACGCAGCCCUUGAACCUCUCGGCCCGGCCUAAGACAGCUGAGCCAGUGAAAUCCCCCAUGUCCCCGACACACAGCCUGUUCCCAGGCAGCAAGGGAAGUCCAAGCAGCCAGCCCAAAAGUGGAGGCAUCCCCAGUCCCCUCAGUUUGGGCCGAGGAUCAUCCCUCGAUAUCUUGUCAAACCUGAACUCCACAGCACUAUUUGGAGACCAGGAUGCUGUGAUGAAGGCUAUCCAGGAAGCAAGGAAAAUGAGGGAGCAGAUCCAACGUGAGCAGCUGCAGCAUCACCAACAGAGCAUGGACGCUAAACUCUCGGCUCUUUCAGGCCUCGGUCUUAACAACUGCAGAGCUGACAAGGAACGAGUCCACUUUGAAAGUUUGGGACAUCAUUUGGGAAAACUGGGAGAGGAUGGGAAGAUUGGACAGAGGGUAAUUGACCUGACCAGGCCGGAGGAUCUUGAUGGAGGCGCCAGCACCACUGAGGCCCGGGUGUUCAGAGAAUCGCGGGGACGGAACCCCAAUGAGCCGCACAUCAAGCGACCCAUGAAUGCCUUCAUGGUGUGGGCCAAGGAUGAGCGGCGCAAAAUUCUGCAGGCUUUCCCAGAUAUGCACAACUCCAAUAUCAGCAAAAUUCUAGGCUCUCGCUGGAAGGCCAUGUCCAACCAGGAAAAGCAGCCGUACUACGAAGAACAGGCUCGUCUGAGCAAAAUCCACCUAGAGAAGUACCCCAACUACAAGUACAAGCCUCGGCCCAAGCGCACGUGCAUCAUUGAUGGCAAGAAGCUGCGCAUUGGCGAGUACAAGCAGAUGAUGCGCUCGCGGAGGCAGGAAAUGCGGCAGUUCUUCACGGUAGGGCAGCAACCCCAGACUCAGCUCCCGAUCAGCAGUAGUGCAGGUGUCGUCUAUCCCGGAGCCAUCAGCAUGACCUCGGACUGCUCAAGCAACUCUGCCAGCCCUGAGCCCACUGUGCCUGUCAUCCAGAGCACCUUUGGCAUGAAGCUGGAGCCCAACGUGCCCAGCGUGGUCCCCAAUGAGCCGGUCAACGGUGAGGACGACAUGGACAUGUAUGAGGACUUCGAGGAUGAACCCAAAUCGGACUACAGCAGCGAGAACGAAGUGCAGGAGCCUGUCAGUGCCAAUUGAGGAUUUCUUUUAUUCAUAGUGGACAGAUGGGGUACUGAAGGAAGAGGAGAAAAAAAAAACAGACAAACAAAAAAAACUACUAUAAAUUAAAAAAAGGAGCAAGAAAAAAAAAAAAAAAAAACUUGUUUCUGAUAAUAUAUCCCAUAGGAGCCUGCAUGCACGUGUGGCUCCCGGCUUCAUCGGCUUUUUGGUCUUAAAUGUUUCUUCGAGUGUGAAGCAGUUUGAUUGUUUUUAUUAUUAUUAUUUUUUCUUUUUUUAUUCUUAUUUGAUCAUGGAUGUGUACACAAACUGACUUGUAAAGUUACAGAGGGCCGGACUUGAAACACAAUUAUAGCUCUCACAGUCUUACAUAUUUUAGUUGUUAUUAUUAUUAUUUUUUUUUUUAGAUCACUGUUUUAUGACGGGGUUCUGUAUUUCUCUCAGGUAUGCUGUGCCAGCCAACAGCGUGUGAAUGUUUUUUUUUUUUUUUUUUUUUUUUGGUUUGAGCUAUUUCGAAGAUAGCAGAACAACAAAAAAAAAAUUUACAAUUUAUGACGAAACACAAAACUGCCCCUUCUUUAAAACCAUCUUAUCUUAUCUUACAUUAUUUUAUCUUAAUGCUCGUCUUAUUAUACUUAUUAUAUAAAAAUUUCCAAAUCCAGGUCCAACCACGUACAAACGUAAUCUUAGAUCUCCGAGUCUUAAAGAGAAGACCUCACGAGUCUUAGACAAUCUUUUGGAAUUUUAUCGCAAAAGAAAAAAUACCUUUCCCUCUUCUUCAGGCACUCAGGAAUUUUAGGCAGUGUUAGAGAUGCUGGAUUUUAUUAAGUUGAUCUGAAAGUCCUUGUUGAUGUCCAGGAGGUCCAGUGCAGUGAUCACGCAGCAUGUCUCGCCCUUCGCUUCAGUCUUACAACCACCACGUUCUUAAUCAUAGAGAUUGGCCGGCAUGCCAAAGCGGGGGCCAAAGGCAUCCAAUCUGUGAAAUUAAAAUGGCAGCAAAAGGCAGCUUCAGUGGCAUUACAAUCACAAAAUUGCUGUUCUACAAUACAUGCUGGCUUUUUUUUUUUUUUUUUUUUACAGCAUAGCAGUAAGUCCUUAAGGGCUUUCUGUCAUUACGAAGGCUGUUUUUUCUAUGUUAUAAACCGUAAUUGACACGAGAAAGUCUUAAACUGGAGCGUAAAAAAAGUCUUAAAAGAAAUGAGAAGUUUGUUUGGGACAGAUAAGAGACUUAUCUGAAGAUAAUAAAUCUUUUACACAGGAACGCUGUCUAAUUCUAGAUUGUGAUUGGUCAGAAGGUGUUGAUUUAUUUUCUAUAACAGCAGUUCUGACACUAGCGCAGGUUUAUAUCAAUAUGCUCGUUCUGACAGAUUAUCCGAAUGGAAAAAAUUAAAGGUGUGACCUUUACUAUAAGCUCCUGACACUGGAAUUUCUCAGUGCUUAAAAAGUAGUUUUUUUUUUUUUAUUAUUAACUUUAAAUGCUUUGUGAGGGAACGAGUUUUUAUAGCUGCUAUAACGUAAGUGAUAAUCUUGUUUCAUGGCCUUUCAUAUUGUAAAUAUAAUUGGCUAAAAAGGACAGUUAUUUAAUGAAUUAUAGAACACCUUAGGAUGAGCGGUUGUGGAAAAUAAACUACUUAUAAGUCCGAAGUCUUUCACAUCACCUGGUACCUCGAGAGGCUGCCAUCUGGACCAGGAACUUGUACUCCAGACUCGAACUUAGACUUGGACGGUCCAUCAGCCGGCAUGGAAAACAAUAUGGACGGGAGGGAGUCGAUCGUUGAUUGUGCUCAUUCCAUCAAAGUAUAGCCGAAAUCCAUGAGGUGCUGCAGAGCAGAUGGAACAAGUAGAUCAAGCUGUGGGAGAUUAUUAAAAUGACUGACGAGUCUGUAUCAUCUGAAACACACCAUUAUUAAUGCAUGAGGCUCGCUAUUUUCCUCCUGCCCUUGAACCUGCCUUUUUUAUUUAUUUUUUAUUUCCAUUAGCAACACGGCAAUUACUGGUGGGCCGAUAAGCUGCUGGUCACUGCAAUGCCUCUCAAGGUCGUAAAUAUAACAAAAUUAAGUAAUUAAUUUGAAAAAAAAAUAUAUAUAUCGUCUUUAAGCGCUUAUUUACUUUCAUUCGAGUGUUUAAAAUUUCUAUGAAACCCCUAAAAAUAGAGAAGCAUUUACAUUAAGUCUUAGGAGUCUCUGAAGCACUUCUGUAGUAAAAAAAAAAAAAGUGUAUUAUUAUUAUAAUGUUUUUUGCUUUAUUCAUUUGCUUGUAGUGAUUUUUCCCUAAUUUAAUUAGUUAUUUUUCCUUUUUUUUGGUUUUGGUUUUCAAUAGAUGGCUUUUUUUUUAACUCUCAUAUCUGUUUGCUGGUAGAUUGACUUGUACAUUUUUUGUACAGAUUUUCUUGACCAGGCCAAACUGAUUUUCUAGGCUGGCGGUAGACAAAAAGACUGUUGUCAGGACUGAAACUUGAUCAUGCUUGUGUAAUAGGGGGAAAAGGUUUUUUUUUAAAGAGAGAGAAAGAGAGAAGACUUCGGUCACACACAGCGUUUCAUAAGUGUUACAAGCACUGGAUAUAUAAAUGGUAUUUUUUAUCGAUUCUGACUAAUGUGAAGCCGUCGUGCGAGAAAAAAAAAAUCAACACGAACAAAAGUGACCUGUUUGGACAUACCAGAUUUGAGUCAUAGAUUUUUUUUGUUUGUUUUGUGUGUGUGUGUGUGCGUGUGUUUUUUUUUUUUUUUUGUUAAUUUAUGCAAAGACAUAUGAUUAAUGAAUACUUUUGUUUUUAAAAAGCUCCAGUGCUGCCUAAGGGAGAUAAAGAGCAGUAAGCUCGACCGAAGACUCAAGAAACUGAGAUCAGCCGAGACACACGCCGGACUUUUUUCGAUCGUGCAUCUUUUAAACGCUCAUGUUCGUUUUUUGUGUUUGUAUAUUGUAUUUGAAACCUAUAUAGUGCAUAUAGACUUUUAUUGUAUUUAUUAGCCAUUGUUGGCUAUAAAACUUGUCAGUAGAAUUUAAAUAAAAAGGACAAUCAGAAAAGAAAAUACAGUGACGCUAAAUUGGAACCCAAAAUUUUCUUUUUUUUUUUUUUUAUACAUCUCAUUCUCUUUUUCUUUAAAACUGAUUGUAAAUAUAACAUAGAAAAAUAGAAUUCUAUUUUUGUUCAUGGAUACUGACUGAAGUAUAAGUUAUAUGUUUGAUGUAUGUUAUGUUGUUUCUUUUUUUCCCUUUUGGUGUUUGUGUGUAUGUUGGUCAAUCAUUCUUUAGACAAAAAAGAAAAAGAAAAAAGAAGAUUCAAACCUAGACAAGUCACUGUACCUCAUGUAGAUGCUGAACUCCUUGUCCUUCUUGAUCAGACAGUAUUGGAUACGACUCAUGCGAAACGAAGAACCUCGCUCAGAUUUGUUUUUCACGUCAAAACGUUUAAACACAUUCAAAUCUAAAUUUGGGUUGUCACACGAGAUCCACAGCGAGGUUCUCACUAAGCUCAGUCCAUGGGGAUGAACAAAUAUUUAUUAUUUUUUUAUGCUGAAUAACACAAACACAUUCUUUGCAUUUUUUUGUAUGUCUUUGUAGAAUUUCUUUUUUUCUUUUUUUUCCUAUUUUCAGCGUUUCAGCAGCUGCAGUCCAUUUUGUGUUCAAUUUGUUCUGAUCACUGCCAUUUUUUAAUGCAAAUUAGAUACAACUGAAGACAAGAUGCGUAUGCUGUUUAUACUUCUCUUACUGUAAUUCUUGUGUUAUUUCAUUCAUUAGACUUUAAUGAUGUAUAUUGUGAGAUUUUUUUCUGUUGCUAAUUUAAUCAGCACAAUUCACUGACAUGCUGGACUGAAAUGCUAGCUGCUGUUCAGAAAAUUACUCCAUUUUUUCCCCCCUUUUUUUCUUUCUUUUUUUGCUGUCAGGGACAAAUUAUUGUCAUUGCAAUGGUACUUUCUAGUUUCUAGUCUCUCAAGCAACACUGUGCGUGGCUCAUGGAAUGGCCAGGCCGCUCUCAAUUUGAAUCCCGCUGGCAGCCUGAUACUUUGAUUUGUUUUUUGUCCUUUUUUUUUUGUCAUGCAUAUAGAAACCGGUUUUCCCUCGGCAGGUAUACCUGGCCAGGUAUUGUUCGGGGGGCAUUAGAGAUAUAGAACUAGUGUGCUGCUUUAAGAAAAAACAAAAACAAAAUAAAAAAAAACAAACAAAACAAAAAACAAGUAAUUAAGUCUAAAAAUAUGUAAAUAGUUUAUCAUAUCUUGUACAGUCCAGUGUAAAGUUUUUAAUUGAACUUAAAGGUUGCCAUCACACGCGUGUUCAUGUUUUUUUUUUUUCUUUAUACAGUACAAAACAGAAUGAAAGAUGGCAGUUUGCUAUAAGGGUAUUAUUGUUUUAAAAUCAUCAUAAUAAAAAAGACAAAAAAGGUACUAAAAUAUUUUCUGCUUGGCUUCAGUAUGUAAUAAACCAGCAAUUUAUUGUUUUUUUUUUCCUUCCAUGUGCAGUAUUGACGUGAGGUAAACUAAAUUAAUUCUACAGUCGUAUGUUCCAGAGACAAGUCUUCUCUCUGUAAUGGUAGUAUUAAUAUAAAUAAAAUAAUCCAGAAGAGUGAUGCAUUUUGGUUUAUUUAGGCACCUUAGUGGAUUGUACAAUUCUCUAGGUCGCUCUCCACACAGGAGGCGUUUUUUUUGUUGUUGUUUCUUUGUUUGUUUGUUUGUUUGUUUUGACAUAAAGUUGUAAAGUAAUGACAUUUCUACAGUAUACUCAAUACAUUUGAUGUACAAUGGCAGACGAGGGAGUUUCUGUUUGUUUUAGCUCAUUUACCUCAAGAGUAUCCUCUUUUUUGUUUCAUAAAAACCGUACAACACACAUUGAUACACACACGCACACAAACACACGCACCCAUACAACCAGAAAAUCGUCUCACCAUCACUCCAUCUUUUGUACUGCUGUUGACACUUACAAAUUAAAGAGACAUUUUGUUUUAAA